AUGUCCUCGCCGGAGAAUCUCCCCUUAGAAACCGCCCAAAAAAUCAUCCUCCGAUGGGACUCCACCGCCUCCGAAGAAGCUCGGGAAAAAAUGAUCUUCGAUCACACAACCAACCGCGACGAAAUCGAUCUUUACCUCCAAGCCGUGGAUGAAAUCCAACGCUCCAUAUCCUCCGCCUCUCUCUCCGAUAGCCACCACUCCAAUCCCUCCUCCACCAUCCAGAUCGCCAUGGCUCGCUUGGAAGACGAGUUUCGUAACAUCCUUAUCUCAAAUACAAACUCAAUCGAUACUCCCUUAGAUGAAGACUCUUCCUUCUCUUCAUCAAUAAAACGACAUCAGGACUUCAAAAACGACGAAGACGAUAACGAAGACGACGAUGAUCAAAACGACGAUAAGCUUCUGCGUUUUGAUAGUACUUGCUCUGUCGCAACUACUGCCACUUCUUCAAGCUACCGUUCUACCAGCAGCAUCCGUGAGAUCGAUCUGAUACCUACCGAAGCUGUCUCCGAUCUCCGAUGCAUCGCCGAUAGAAUGAUUUCCUCCGGUUAUCUUCGCGAAUGUAUUCAAGUUUACGGAAGUGUGAGAAAAUCGGCUGUGGAUUUGAAUUUCAAGAAACUCGGAGUUGAGAAACUAAGCAUAGGUGAUGUUCAGAGAUUGGAUUGGGAGCAGCUCGAGACGAAGAUUCGGAGAUGGAUUCGAGCUGCCAAGGUUUGUGUUCGAACGCUUUUCGCCAGCGAGAAGAGACUAUGUGAACAGAUUUUUGAAGGGAUUGGUAGUUCUAUUGAUGAUGCUUGUUUUAUGGAAACUGUUAAAGGUCCUGCAAUUCAGCUUUUCAAUUUCGCUGAAGCGAUUAGUAUUAGUCGUAGGUCGCCCGAGAAAUUGUUUAAGAUUCUUGACCUGCAUGAUGCUUUGAUGGAUUUGAUACCUGAUGUUGAUGUUGUUUUUGAUUCCAAGUCGUCUGAGUCGAUUCGGGUUCAGGCCGCGGAGAUUUUGUCGCGGUUAGCAGAGGCUGCUAGAGGGAUUUUGUCUGAAUUUGAAAAUGCUGUUUUGAAAGAGCCUUCUAAGGUUCCGGUUCCGGGUGGGACGAUUCAUCCUUUGACUAGGUAUGUGAUGAAUUACAUAAGCUUGAUUUCCGAUUAUAAGCAGACUUUGUAUGAGCUUAUUGUUUCGAAGCCUUCCACGGGUUCUUAUGAUCCUUCGAAUCCUGAUACGGAUUUUGAUGAACUUGAAGGGAAACCUCCUUUGGCUAUUCAUUUGAUUUGGAUUAUUGUUAUAUUGCAAUUCAAUUUAGAUGGGAAGUCAAAGCAUUAUAAGGAUGCUUCUUUGAGUCAUUUGUUUAUUAUGAACAAUGUUCACUAUAUUGUUCAGAAAGUUAGAGGGUCCCCGGAGUUGAGGGAAAUGAUUGGGGACGAUUAUUUGAGGAAGUUGACUGGGAAAUUUCGACAGGCGGCUACUAGCUAUCAGAGAGCGACGUGGGUUAGGGUUUUGUAUUGUUUGCGAGAUGAAGGGUUACACGGGAGUGGUGGGUUUUCUUCUGGCGUGUCGAAAAGUGCCUUGAGGGAAAGGUUUAAGGCUUUUAAUGCUAUGUUUGAGGAGGUACAUAGGACUCAAGCUGUUUGGUUGAUACCGGAUUCACAACUUAGGGAGGAGCUUCGGAUAUCUAUAUCAGAGAAGCUGCUUCCUGCUUAUAGAUCGUUCCUUGGACGGUUCAGGAGUCAUAUAGAGAGCGGAAGACAUCCGGAGAAUUACAUUAAGUAUUCCGUCGAGGAUCUGGAGGAUGCUGUUUUGGAUUUUUUCGAAGGGAUUCCUGUUUCGCAGCACACGAGAAGGAGAUCUCAGUGA
Messenger RNA from Vicia faba (fava bean), 1842 nucleotides. The record is from the annotation of a GenBank genome assembly. NCBI's taxonomy places the organism in Eukaryota, Viridiplantae, Streptophyta, Magnoliopsida, Fabales, Fabaceae.